AGAGAUCAGAAAUUAAAGGGAAAUGAAAGAGUUAAAAAUUGAAAAUAAAAUAAAGAUCUUGUAAGAACUCUUGCCCGAGAGACCAAAGCCACUACUUCUUUUUCAUGAUCCUCUCGUAACUCCAUAACUUGAAAUAUAUCAUCACCCCAGAGUGAGAGAAGGAAGGAAUGGCUAUGAAGAAUUGUUUCCAAGUUAGUUCAGUGAGUACUACCACCAGAGCUGGUGUUUGCCAUCCAUUUGCUCCUGUGGAAAAGCUUCAAUUGCCAACCUGUAAAGGACCCAACACAUCCAAUUUAUCGUUGUCUUCACCUUCUUCAUCCUUUCCUCGCUCACUGAGAAGCAGAUGCCAAAAAUCCCGCGUUGUCUGCAAAGCUCGUGAAGCUGUAGAUGCAGUUCAAGUAGCGACAGAUGCAAGCUGGGAUACUGUGAUUGGAAGCGACACCCCUGUUCUUGUGGAGUUUUGGGCACCAUGGUGCGGACCUUGUAAGAUGAUAGCACCGGUAGUCGAGGAGUUGGCAAAAGAAUAUGCAGGAAAGAUAGCUUGUUACAAAGUCAACACUGAUGACUGCCCUAAUAUUGCCACAAAGUAUGGAAUAAGAAGCAUUCCGACAGUGCUGUUUUUCAAGAAAGGAGAGAAGAAAGAAAGUGUUAUUGGAGCAGUGCCCAAGACCACCUUGUCUAAUUCCAUAGACAAGUAUAUAGAUGCUUGAAAACAACAAACUAUGUGGAGCUAUGAUGGAGCUACUAGUGCAUAGCAAUUCAAACUUUCUUGCAUGGCGUAAAUGUAACUAUGAACUCAGUUCUUGUUCAAAUUGAUAAUGCAAUGUGCAUCACUCUUUCUUCA
Populus trichocarpa (black cottonwood) is the source of this 844-nucleotide messenger RNA. Its product is annotated as thioredoxin M-type, chloroplastic. Gene Ontology annotation, cellular component: cytoplasm. Bases 168 to 710 code for a protein of 180 amino acids. The transcript is spliced from 2 exons. The record is from RefSeq and is a predicted model, not a curated record. NCBI's taxonomy places the organism in Eukaryota, Viridiplantae, Streptophyta, Magnoliopsida, Malpighiales, Salicaceae. Gene Ontology annotation, molecular function: oxidoreductase activity, acting on a sulfur group of donors, disulfide as acceptor; protein-disulfide reductase activity.